Bipolaris maydis ATCC 48331 is the source of this 456-nucleotide messenger RNA. RefSeq lists its product as uncharacterized. Lineage: Eukaryota; Fungi; Ascomycota; Dothideomycetes; Pleosporales; Pleosporaceae. The record is from RefSeq and is a predicted model, not a curated record.
AUGACUGUUGAGAAGGGAAACAAGAUCUUCAUCGCUGAGGGCGAUAUUGCCGCCAAUCCUGCCACUGUGAACUGGCAGCAGAACCUCUCCCAGAAGUCCGAUACCUACUACAUGGCCGUCUUCACGAACAAGGACAAAAAUAAUGAGCAAAGCUACAUCUUCAUCCAGCAAGGCAAGCUCGACGCCUUGAAGGCCAAAUCUUCUGGUGAUGCCUUCACGAUAACGGUGGAUGAUUCCUUCCAAUACGGUCAAAAGAACAAGCAGGGAGAGGGACGUUUCCUGGUCUUCCACGACAAGUCUCGCAAUCCUUUCCAGUGGAGAUUUGUGUCAACCUUGUAUUCUAAGUUGGGCAAUGGCGCUCUCGCAAUUAUCAAUUUGGCUCCGAUCCCUGACGGUGUCAAGGAUAUUGCCAAGUACUUUUCCGGACUCAUUGGCGAUCCUCUGCACAACUUUUGA